AUGAUCAACCGCGGGUACACCAAACCAAAGCCGAUCGUGCAGAAAGGCUCGAGCGACGAUGGCGACGACUCGAACGAGGAAACGUCCUCAGGAACCGCCGAAUCAGGCACCAGCUCAGGCACGGAGUCGGAGAUGGACACCACGGAGACGUCCUUUUCCUCGAAAAGUGCCACCGAAUGUGGUGGUAGCAACACCACGGCCGGUCCAGGACCCUGCAAGCAGCUCCAGGGCCAUCAAGGACUGCUGCGAAUGAACAACCGCAACUACGCCGUCUACUGUGGUGGAGACGCGGACACGAAAAACUCGAAACACUUCUGUCACCAUCAUCAUCAUCGCCAUCAUCACCACCACGGCGAUGAUGAGGGCAAAAAGGACGUGAACUGUUGUAGAAGUGCUCUCGACCAAAAUACGCGCCUUGUACAUAGAAUCAAGAAAUCGAAGAAAACACAACCGAUCAGUAUUUGCAUUCUCAACUGCCGAUACGACAUCAUCCCGCGGGUGUGCAAACGGCUCGGGUACCGGCUGGUUGGUGAGUCGGACUUCUGGAACGUCUGCUGGACGGAUUCGUUCGUGGCGGUGGAUUUUUGCCGCGACAUGCGCCGCUUCCAGAAGGUUAACCACUUCCCGGGGAUGUUCGAGAUCUGCCGGAAGGAUCUGCUGGCGCGUAACCUCAACCGGAUGCUGAAGCUAUUCCCGUUGGACUAUCAGAUUUUCCCCAAGACCUGGUGUUUCCCGGCGGACUUGGGGGACGCGAUCGCGUACAGUCGAACGCACCGCAGCAAGACGUUCAUCCUGAAGCCCGACCAGGGCUCCCAGGGUAAGGGGAUCUUUUUGACGAAAAACCUUAAGGAGAUCAACCCGAAGGAUCGCAUGAUCUGCCAGGUGUACGUCACGAAACCGCUGCUGAUCGAUGGGUACAAGUUUGAUCUACGCGUGUACACGCUGAUCACCUCGACGGAUCCGUUGCGAAUUUUCGUCUACAACGAAGGGUUGGCCAGGUUCGCCACAAACAAGUACAAGGAACCGUGCGUGACGAACGCAUCGAACACGUUCAUGCACCUGACGAACUACUCCGUCAACAAGUACAGCCGGACGUUCUCGAACGACGACGAGGCCGGUUCGAAGCGACGAUUUUCCACGCUCAACCGCAUCCUGACAGCCGAGGGUUACGACAUCGCUGAGCUGUGGAGCAACAUCGACGACGUGAUCGUGAAGACGGUGAUGAGCGCCUGGCCGAUGCUGAAGCACACGUACACGGCCAGCUUCCCGACGCACGACAUCAUCCAGGCGUGCUUCGAGGUGCUCGGAUUCGACAUCCUGAUCGAUCACAAGCUAAAACCGUACGUGCUCGAGGUGAACCACUCGCCAUCCUUCCACACGGACGAAACGAUCGACAAAGAGAUCAAGGAAGCGCUCAUCACCGACACGUUCGUGAUGCUUAACCUCAACGGUGAGGUGAAGAAGCGCGUGCUCGAGGAGGACAAGCGGCGCAUUCAGAACCGAUUGCUGCAGCGGCUCCGGGACUACUCCAAGCAGACGGGUCCCAAGGACCAGCAGCAGAAGGAACCCCAGCAACAGCAGCAACAGCAAUCGCAACAGCAAGGAGGACGAGAUGGGCAGGAUCCUGACGAGGACCCUUACGGGGAGGAUGGGAUGGGCCCGUGGGCCGAACAGAUCACGUGGGAAGAAACACACCUGGGCGGGUACAGGCGUAUCCUGCCAGCACCGGGUGACCCCAACCGGUACCUGCAGUUCUUCAUCGCGCAAAGUCAAGCCUCGGUGUACAACGAAACGGCCGCAAGUAAACGGCGCGAAGAGUGCGCCAAACAGCAACGGAUCGAGCUGGAAGAACGCUUCCGCCUGAACCAAGCCAUCCUGCACAAGCACAAUCCGAAGCUGCAGAAGGGCGGGCUGGGUGCGGGCGAGGACGCAGCGGGUGGCGCCGGUGGUGCGGGUUCCCUGGCGGGAAAGAAGAAGCUCCGGAAAUGGAAGGCGCCCAAGGUGACGAAAAAACACGACGACUUCUCGCCGGAUCAGAUCGCGGAUUACGAGGAACGGGAACGGAUGGCGCUGCUUGGGCAGCGGGAUUUUCUCAUCCGAACGUGCGGGUUGGUGCAGAGUAUGUACAUCAACUUCCACCGGAACAAGCUGCUGACGGAUUCGGAUCGGCGCAAGUACAAAGAAACGUACGCGAAGCUGAUCACCAACGAUCACCUGCAGCAGUCCGAAUCGUCCCCACUGUCGACCCACACGUUCUCGACGAUUCACAGCACCAGCACGGUCGCAGGUUCGGCCGUAACGUACGGUGGCCAUCACGGUGGGACGAACGUUUCGAACACGACGACAACCUGCCUGCCAAGUCUGCAAAACCACGCGAAUGGAGGCGGUGGCAUUGGGCAACAUUCGGCGGUGCAGCAACCGUUCCAUCAGUCCCCACAUCAACACCAGCAGCAGCAGCAACAGCAACAGCAACCAUCACAGCAACAGCACUCCAAUCAGCUACAGAAACUGCAAAUCAAAAGCCUCGUGGCGAUUAACGACGUUACCUCGUGGAUGCAGUGUACGGAGGUACCGGUGCAGAGUCGGCCUCCGUUGCCGUACCUGUUGGCCACGCAACCGACCAACUAUCGCAGCACCAAAUCGACCAUGGCCCGGCAGGUGACGAACGUGGUCAAACGGCACAGCAUGGAAUCCCGCCAAUACUACACCUCUGAUAAGCUCAUCUAG
Molecule: messenger RNA, 2727 nt
Organism: Anopheles nili
Lineage: Eukaryota; Metazoa; Arthropoda; Insecta; Diptera; Culicidae
Product: tubulin polyglutamylase TTLL13-like
Exons: 6
Coding region: 1-2727 (908 amino acids)
Biological process (GO): protein polyglutamylation; microtubule cytoskeleton organization
Cellular component (GO): cilium
Molecular function (GO): tubulin binding; tubulin-glutamic acid ligase activity
Source: RefSeq, a predicted model, not a curated record